This is a messenger RNA of Alnus glutinosa, 756 nucleotides long. RefSeq lists its product as uncharacterized. The coding region runs from base 14 to 586 and encodes 190 amino acids. NCBI's taxonomy places the organism in Eukaryota, Viridiplantae, Streptophyta, Magnoliopsida, Fagales, Betulaceae. The transcript has 8 exons. The record is from RefSeq and is a predicted model, not a curated record.
CAAUACACCCAACAUGAAGACUAUCCUUAUUAUUUGCAUUCUCUUUGCUUCCCUUCUUUUCUCGCCCUCUUCGAUUCUCGCUCGAGAAUUGGCUGAGAGUAGUACUGGAGGUAAUGGCCAAGCCGGAAAUCCCAACAAACCAGUAAUGCCAAUAAAGUGCGAUCCUAAGAGCUCGACUUACAGUCGUUGCAUAGGACAAACCAAGCCAGAGCCGAAGUGUAAUUCCUAUGGGGCCUACACUCGUUGCCCAGGUACUGGCUCAUCUGGAACACCCAACAAUCCAACAGUAAAACCAGGUACUGGCUCAUCCGGGAAUCCCAACAAUCCAGCAGUAAAACCAGGUACUGGCUCAUCCGGGAAUUCCAACAAUCCAGCAGUAAAACCUGGUACUGGCUCAUCCAGGAAUCCCAACAAUCCAGCAGUAAAACCAGGUACUGGCUCAUUCGGGAAUCCCAACAAUCCAGCAGUAAAACCAGGUACUGGUGAUCAACCAAUAACAAAGUGUGAUCCUAAAGGCCCCUACACACGUUGCCCCCAGCCGAAGCACAAGUGUGAUCCCAAGUACAAACGUUGCAAUAAUAAUUAAUUACGUUGUGUAAUCAAAGUAUGAAUUAAGCCCAAGUGGACGCUUAAUUAUUAAUUACCACGACAGUCGACAGGGACGGUUGAGAAUAAUGGGCCGUUAAUUAUGUAGUUUGCUAUAUAUAUGUGUGUGAUCAAUAAAAAGAGAUCGAUCGAUCUUUUUGUUUUCUUAAA